Molecule: messenger RNA, 777 nt
Organism: Rubroshorea leprosula
Lineage: Eukaryota; Viridiplantae; Streptophyta; Magnoliopsida; Malvales; Dipterocarpaceae
Source: the annotation of a GenBank genome assembly
AGUUAAUUGGUAGCUUUCCAUCCCUAGUCUCACGCUUGAGAAUAAAAAAAAAAUGGAGAUCAAGACUGCCAACGGGAAUGCUUCCGAUGAAUAUUGAGCAAAAUUUCCCAGAGAAUCAAACUGCAGACAAGCAACAAUUAGAUCAGCCUGGAGAUGCUGAUGAAUUUCUACAGAGUUCGAUCGUUGGAAAGCAGCCGCAGGCGCUGAUGGAGCAACAACCAGACACAAGCAGCAAAAAGGCGCAUGAACAUCGGGAAAUGAAGUCCUAUGUGGUGCGUGGUGGAACUUGGAGGUGUAUAGAUACUCUUCCAGAGGAAGAAAUGAUACCUUCAGAUCCUUCACCCAAGUCUGAUGGCAUUGUUCAAACGGUGAUGCUUGUUGGUUUUACUCGGACUAGUGAAAUGGAAGGAGAUUGUUUCGGCCCUGAUGAAAGCCAGCAGUGCAUACGAUGCAUCCCACCAGCAGCUCCAUCCAUGCAUACCCUCCAAUUCCCAUAACAAGUUGCUUGAGAUGAGAGCAAGAAUUUACUGCAACAGCACCAAUGGUCACCAAUCCGUCGCUCACCGAAUUACAUGAGAGGAAUCAGAUUCCCAUUCAUUCGCAGUUUAUUUGUUUGUAGACAGAUUCUGAAAUGAGCAUACAGGUUCAUUUGUUCUAUCACCUUAGCAGCAGUUACCCAUCUCUAGAAAUCAGAUUCCCACGUACAACAAUAAAACAAAACCCCAUAAAUUUCCACCAUGAAAACCCCGGCUUUGAUAAUAUAGGUGCUCAAGAUAC